Molecule: messenger RNA, 837 nt
Organism: Purpureocillium lilacinum
Lineage: Eukaryota; Fungi; Ascomycota; Sordariomycetes; Hypocreales; Ophiocordycipitaceae
Biological process (GO): fatty acid beta-oxidation
Cellular component (GO): mitochondrion
Molecular function (GO): enoyl-CoA hydratase activity
Source: RefSeq, a predicted model, not a curated record
AUGGCGGACAAACUGGCUACGCAGCCUCCAAAGACGACAUACUACGAGCUCAGUUAUCCUGCCCCGUAUGUCAUGCUCGUCACCAUCAACCGCGAAGCGGCAAUGAAUGCCAUACCGAUGGCCGGCCACUGGGACGGCAUGCGACUCUGGGCAUGGUUCGACGAGGAGCCCGGGCUGCGGGUGGCCGUCGUCACGGGCAAGGGCAAAAAGGCGUUUUGCUGCGGAGCAGACCUCAAGGAGCAGUUUGAGAAGAAGAGCUCGUCGGCAGAGGCGCCCCAGGUGACGCCGUUCCCGCCUGGAUCCUUUAUGGGACUAAGCACGCGCGUCGGCAAGAAACCAGUCAUUGCAGCCGUCAACGGCUUUGCCCUGGGCGGUGGGUUUGAGAUUGCGUUGAACUGUGACUUGGUGGUUGCAUCGCCCUCUGCCACCUUUGGUCUACCAGAGGCAAAGAGAGGGCUGUGGGCGGCCGCCGGAGGCAUCCCCCGCGUCGUCCGGACGUUUGGCAUGCAAAAGGCCUCGGAGAUUGUACUGGCCGGGCGAACGCUGACAGCAGAAGAGGCCAAAGACCUGGGCUUCUGCCGAGUGUCCGCCUCUCCCGAUUCUCUCCUGGACGAGGCCGUGACGCUUGCCAAGGAGGUGGCCGACAUGUCGCCCGACGCCGUCGUGGUGAGCCGGGCUGGGCUCCGCGAGACCUGGGAGACGGCCAGCGUGGACCGAUCGGCCCAGCUCGUGAGCGACAGAUACGCCAAGGGCAUCCUGGAAGGCGAGAACCUGCGGAUCGGGUUGACGGCCUUUGUGACCAAGUCUAAGCCAGAGUGGGUACCGUCCAAGCUAUGA